AUGCCGUGGUUAUUUGAAUCGUGGUAUAUGGAUGUUCCAAUUGUAACACGGCUUUUUAUUACAGGAGCAGUUGCAACAAGUGUCGCAGUGCAAUGCAAUUGGGUGACGCCGUUUCAGCUAUUUUUUUCAUGGCACUCAGUUAUUAUUCGUAAACAGUAUUGGCGCCUUGUAACAACAUUUCUAUAUUUUGGAAAUCUGAGCUUUGAUUUUCUUUUUCAUAUAUUUUUUAUUGCACGGUAUUGUAGGAUGCUUGAAGAAACGUCGUUUCGGGGACGUUCAUGGGAGUUUGCAUGUCUUUUGUUAUAUGCAACAACAUCGUUACUAAUUCUGUCUCCACUAGUAUCUCUUACGUUUCUAGCAUCACCGCUCUCGUUUUGCUUGAUAUAUCUUUGGUCACGUAGAAAUCCAUCGGUUCGUUUGUCUUUUCUUGGGUUGUUUGUUUUUAAUGCGCCAUAUUUACCGUGGAUUUUGUUAUGGUUUUCAUUUAUUCUUCAUAACACUAUCCCCAAGGGGGAUCUUCUUGGUAUGUUUGUUGGCCAUAUUUAUUAUUAUCUUAAGGAUGUGAUGCCAACAAUUUCUUCAUAA
This is a messenger RNA of Pneumocystis jirovecii RU7, 585 nucleotides long. RefSeq lists its product as uncharacterized. Gene Ontology annotation, biological process: endoplasmic reticulum unfolded protein response. The coding region runs from base 1 to 585 and encodes 194 amino acids. Lineage: Eukaryota; Fungi; Ascomycota; Pneumocystomycetes; Pneumocystales; Pneumocystaceae. The transcript is spliced from 5 exons. Gene Ontology annotation, cellular component: endoplasmic reticulum membrane; Hrd1p ubiquitin ligase ERAD-L complex. Gene Ontology annotation, molecular function: ubiquitin-specific protease binding; misfolded protein binding. The record is from RefSeq and is a predicted model, not a curated record.